Chlamydomonas reinhardtii is the source of this 2957-nucleotide messenger RNA. RefSeq lists its product as uncharacterized. Gene Ontology annotation, cellular component: ubiquitin ligase complex; cytoplasm. Gene Ontology annotation, molecular function: protein binding. The record is from RefSeq and is a predicted model, not a curated record. Bases 471 to 2285 code for a protein of 604 amino acids. The transcript is spliced from 4 exons. Lineage: Eukaryota; Viridiplantae; Chlorophyta; Chlorophyceae; Chlamydomonadales; Chlamydomonadaceae.
AAUCACCAGACGCAGGACAACUCCAAGCUGGACUUGGGCAAGCGCCAGCAGCCUGAAGCCCUAAACACCACUCCAAAUCAUCACGCAUCCAAGCAGGGCCCAGCCCAUUGGCCCACCCCUGCCUCGUGCCCUGCCUGCAGGGGUCGGGGCGCGAUGUGCUGGACUGCACUUCCGUUAAUGCGGCCAUUACGGUCAUUUGACCCAAGCGCUUUCGCUAGUCCCGUCGCGCCCCAUUUAGGUGCGGGGAAGGCCGGAAGCUGGAAAGCGCACGGUGGUGCCGAUCCGGCCGUGUACUGGAGGGGCCGCAUCGCACUACGGAGCACGCGCAAUGUACUAUGACUUCAUCUUUCCUACAGAGCCCAUCUCUUCGCCGCUCCUAGUUUAAACACAGCUCAAUCACCUAACCCUAAUGUCCCGCCAAUUGUCAACAAGCCAGCCUGGGCCUUCAAGCACAUAAUACAAAUAUUGAGAUGGCUAGGACAAAACAAACGGCUCGUAGGUGGGGCGGGCCAGGCUGGCACCAGAGCCUCGCCUACGAGCAGCAUGAGCGCAGAGAGCGUCGGCGCCAGCAGGAGCAAGCUCGCGAGCCGCCCAGUAACUACUCUCAUCAUGUCGGCGAUUACGAAUGGGAGAUAAUCAACUUCGCCGCGCAGUUCAACGCCGCCGGAGAAGCAACUAUUCUCAGCUCGCAGAAGUUCAGGCUGGGCUUCUAUGACUGGCAGCUGCAAUGUUCUUCGGAUGUGGAGGGCAAGGGCAACGCAGCGCGGGACCCUGUGUUCCACCUCGAGCGCAUGAUCGUGGAGCCGCAGCAGCACCAGCAGUCCCCGACUGGCUCAGCGCCCGACCGGGUGCGGCCCCCGGCAGUCGCCUGGUACAAGCUCACAGUCCGCAACCGCACAUUUCCGACACGAAAACUUGAAAUGUUCGGAGGACACAAGUUCGGCCGCGGCAGCUCGCGCAGGCACGGCUUGGAGGGCCGCGCACCGCUGUCGCUGGCAACCAUUACAAAGCCAGGCUCGGGCUUCCUGCGGCCGGAUGACGGGGCGCUGGUGGUGCGGCUGGAGCUGUGGCUGGAGCCGCCGCCGCCGUGCGCCUACCCGGCCACCCUGCCGGAGGACCUGUGCCCGGUGCACCGCAAGGCCGCGGCCGCCGCGGACUCAUCAUCCAGCGACGAGGAGAUCGGCGAUGACAAUACAACCGAUGAUGGCGAGGACACAGCCACCUCAUCGGGGGCAUCCACGUCAUCGGCAUCAGCGGCCUCCGGGGACUCGGGCACGGGUUUGGGCGCGCGUGGCGGGUCGGGCGCGGGCACCGCGCCCUCCAGCUGCUGCUGCUGCUGCGCCAAGGCAGCCGACGUGUUUGACGAGCUGUCGUGGCUGCUACAGAACCCUGAGACCACCUCGGACGCCACCAUUACCGCAUUCAUCACCACCCGCCCGCAGCCGGGCGGCAGCGGUGAGGCAGACGCCGCAGCAGGCGCGCAAGGGCCGGGUGGUGGCUCGGUAGCGGCGGCGAUGGCGGCAGCAGGCCCAGCAGCAGCAACAGGCUCAGGCCGGCGCGGCUCAGCAGCAGCAGCUGCAGACAGUGCUGCCGGCGGGGGCGCGGCUAGCGGUAGCAGUAGCAUCAGCAAGACGGCGUCAACAGCAGGAACGGCAGCAGCAGCAAGGACAGCGGCAAGAGCAGUAGCGGCAGGAACAGGAGCGGCAGCUGGAGUGGAGGCCAGCAGCGCCGGCGUGGAGGGGUCCCGCCGCACCUUCCCCGUGCACCGCGGCAUUCUGGCCGCGCGCUGCCCCUACUUCCGCGCGCUCUUUGGCAGCGGCAUGGCCGACAGCGGCACGCGCGACCUGACCCUGCCCGACACCGACCCCGCCGCCCUGGAGGCGCUGCUGGGGUACCUGUACGGCGGCAGGCUGCAGCUGCCCUCCCGGCAGCUGGCGCGCAGCUGCCUGCAGCUGGCAGACGUGCUGCUGCUACAGCCGGCCGCCGACAUGCUGACUCGGCACCUGGUCACAACCGCCUCGCCCGACUCCUACAUGGCAGACCUGCUGCUGGCCUCGGGGCUGGGCGGCGAGGGCGGCGGCGGCGGCCAGCCGCAGCUGCUGGCGGGGCUGCUGGGUCGCUACCCGGACCUGGCGGAGGAGCUGGAGGAAGGUGAGAUGGCGGCGCUGGCGGCAGGGCAGCCGGGGCUGGAGGCGCGGCUGAAGCAGGCGCUGGCUGGCGGUGGGAGCAGCGGUGGCGAAGGGCGCAGCGGCGCCGGCGGCCGCAAGAGGCAGCUCACGGAGUGAGGCGUGGACGGGAGUCGGGGCAGGAUGGCGCGUCAGCCGGGGACGGCGGGGCAGGGCGGGUAUGGUGUGCGGAGUCAAUCAAGUGUAAGGCCGCAGGCAGGUAUGCACGGUUUCGGAUUAGGCGAAUAGUACCGCACGGUGUUGGCUGCAUGUUGUGUAGAGAUAAGCGCAUGCGCUCACUGGCUGCUGCUGGAGCCGUCGGGCACGCUCCAUGUAUGCCCUGUUAGCUACCGAAGUCGUGACAGCCAGUCAGUCACUCGGCAGUUCCAUGGCGAGGCUGUGGGACAGGCGGCCGCAUGGACAGCAGUCAGGGUCAAAUCGCAUGUGUGUAGUGGCAGCCACGGAUGGCCUUGCAGGGCGGCGUGAGGGGACGGGUGGGCCGAUAGGCCGGAUGGCUGCAUGGGAAGUGUGAUGUAACAUAUCAAGGCAAGCAGCAGGAGUGCGGCAAGCAGGAUGUGCCGGUAUGUAGCAGGACGUGAGGGCGUUGGCGGGUAGAAGUGAGCAGGCGGCAUCGCAGGUGAUGUUGAGGAUGCGGUAAAGCGUGGGCAGCGGAACAAUGUGCUGGCAUUGCAGUAGCGCUGAAGGACUGGAGUACAUAGCGGAUGUACACUGUGUACUAGUAGUAGUGGCGAAUGCGCUAUCAUGAAAUGAAGCGAAUCCCGGUAACAGGUC